Messenger RNA from Branchiostoma floridae (Florida lancelet), 3396 nucleotides. RefSeq lists its product as uncharacterized. The transcript has 19 exons. Gene Ontology annotation, biological process: proteolysis. Gene Ontology annotation, molecular function: metalloendopeptidase activity. NCBI's taxonomy places the organism in Eukaryota, Metazoa, Chordata, Leptocardii, Amphioxiformes, Branchiostomatidae. The record is from RefSeq and is a predicted model, not a curated record. Bases 493 to 2646 code for a protein of 717 amino acids.
CGGGCACAGAUCAGGAACAGGGAGCUGGGCGACGAGGUCGCCGCCGCCGCCUCAGCACUGGAGACACACCGCUGGCCCAAGGGCAUCAUUCCCUACACCAUCGACUGCAGUCUGCAGGCCCUGCCCGACGCGCUGGUCGCUAUCCGGGCUGCCAUAAGAGAGUGGGAGGCCAAGACGUGUUUGCGGUUCGUCCAGAGGACCUCGGAAGUAGACUACGUCGAGUUCUACAGAGGACGAUAUUGUCAAGCCCAGGUUGGCCGUAUCGGCGGUAAGCAGUAUGUGUCGGUCGGGUACGGCUGUGAGUACACACACGUGAACGUGCACGAGAUCGGACACGCCAUCGGCUUCUGGCACGAGCAGUCCCGACCGGACAGGGACGACUACAUCGAGGUCCUGUGGGCUAACGUCGAUCCUGCCCUGAGGGAGCAGUUUGAGAAGUACGACAAGGAAGACGUGAACGAUUUCGGCGAGGAGUACGACUACGCCUCCAUCAUGCACUACCCCUUCAACGCCUUCUCUUCCAACGGCCGGAACACCAUCCGAGCGCUCCGACCGGUGGAGAACCAGCCCUACAUAGAACUCAGCGAGUCUGACGCCAGACAGGUCCAGCUCAUGUACGACUACUGUAACGACCGCGAUGAUGAUGAUCUGCCCGAGCCUGAGAACAGAGCCUGUGACGACCUGCACGCCCAAUGUCCCACCUGGGCGGAAGCUGGAGAGUGCGAGAACAACAAGAACUGGAUGCUGUACAACUGCAAGACUAGCUGCGAGACAUGCGACGGCCCCUGCCUGGACACCAACGUGAAGUGCCCUCAGUGGGCGCUAGAGGGCGAGUGUGAGGAGAACGCGGAGUGGAUGUUGCUGAACUGUAGACUCAGCUGCGAGAGCUGCAACUACGACAACGUUCUCGCUGAAUUAUCUGCCCUGACCAUGCCAGUGGAGGCCAUGCCGCCGCCCGCGGAUGGAGAAAUGACCGGGGAAGAACUGGCUGGCCUGCGCAAGGGACCGCUCGGCAACAAUAAGAAGUGGCUCCGGUCCUACCGUGUGGUGAACAACGCCUGCAUCCGGGGCCAUAACCAGCUGGGAACCCACCGCGACACCACCCUCAGGCACUGCGUCAAGCGCUGUGACGAUGACGACAGAUGUAAGUCGUUUGACCACGUGCCCAGCGAGCGCCACUGUUCCCUGUCCUUUGACACACGUGACACUGCGCCUGACGCCUUCAAGGCCUGCGACCCCGCCUGGAAGAGAAUCACUACCUACUACGAGAAGAAACCAACAGAGCCAGAACAGGAAUCGUCAGAAGAGGAGGACGAAGAUACCUUUGCAUCCGUUAUGGACGGGUUCUAUGUCAUCACGAACACCUGUCUUAAAGGCCGGUCCCAACUGGCCAUGGGGAAUUUCUAUGAAGUGAGCGUCGAGCAGUGCGCUGAGAAAUGUGCGGAAGCAGAAAGAUGCCGCUCCUUCAACUACGUGGCGACCUACCGUUCGUGCCACCUGUCCAUGGAUACCCGCGCUACGGCUGUGGACGAGUGUCUGGAAGAGUACAGCGUCAUCUCCGACUUCUACGAGAAGAAACCUGAAGUUGAGUUCCUGUUGAUCGAGGAAGCAUGUAUCCUGGGUAAGAAUCAGCUGGGUUCGUUUUACGGCCAAACCGUAGAGGAAUGUCAACUGCGGUGCGGACAGAACGAAAGGUGUCUCUCCUUUGACUACGUGAGCUCGUACCGUUCCUGUCACCUGUCUACGGACAACAGGCACACUGCCCGGGCGGCGUUCGAGAGCUGUCCGGCGUGGUUCAGCCCGCAGUCAGAUUACUACGAGCGCAUUGUGGACGGAACUGACCCAGUCAUCACUGAAGCCCCCCUCCCACCGACUACUACAGUUCCUCAAACAACGACGACGACCACGACAGAAGCACCGACAACAACGACCACCACUCGGCGCCCUACCGAGGCCCCCACCACUGGUCCUCCCGGCACCAAGCCUCCACCCAGGCCCACACUGGCACCAGGUUCCUGCUCAACUCCGCUCGGCCUUGGAAAGGAGAGCGGCUACUCCCUGCCUGACGAACAGCUCUCCGCCUCCUCCAGUCUGGACUACGGCACCUGGGACGUAGGAGCGAAGAACGCCAGACUUAACUUCGAGGACGACUAUCAGAGGCAACGCGUGGGUGCGUGGUGCGCGGCCAGCUCAGACGCCGGGGAGUACCUGCAGAUAGACUUGGGCCGUACCAAACUGAUCACAGGGGUGGCCACACAGGGACGAGACAAGUACUUCGAACACGUCAAGUCGUACACACUGACCUACAGCCAGGACGGGAGGAUAUGGAGAGAGUACAAGGAAGGUGGAAGGACAAAGGUGUUUGAAGGGAACUGCGAUCACGUGACACCGGUAACCAAUCAGCUGCCCUCGCCCAUAACGGCCCAGUACCUGCGCAUCGUUGUGGUGGACAGCAACUUCCCGUGCAUGCGCGCUGAGCUGUACGGCUGUGACACCGCAGAUGGUGAGACGCCUUCAGAUGGCGACAACCCCGGAGACGGUGACAACCCUGGGGACGGGAACGACCCUGGGGACGGUGAGAACCCUGGAGAUGGGGGCGAUGACUACUAUGACUACUAUGAUGACACUGAUCCGGUCAUUCCUUAAGAUGCAGUACCUUUACGUUAAGAUUCUCAAAACAUAGUCGUCCAGAUACGUUAAAAAUUCUAGUAUUUGAAAGCUAGCUAUCGGAACUCAGGUCAGAAGAAUGAGCCCCCCCCCCCCUUAUGUCUGAAUGGAACAGACCCUUUUCCCACUCAGAGCUUUAUAACCAAUGGUCGGUGUAAGUUAUAGUGUAUUGGGAACAAGACGAUAUCAUCAGUUGGAAUUGUAUGAUGAUAUGCAGUAGGGAAAUCAAACAACACAUGGAUGAUUUGUAAUGAACCAAUUGUAGGGCAUUUAUGCCAUGAUAAAUGAAUGAUAUCUCUAUACAGAAAUGGUCUAUACAGAAAUUAUUUGAGACAUCUGGAAUAAAUAUAUGAUUUAUACAAAAAUUAAGUCAUGAUAACAUUUUUAAUAAUUAAGAACAUGGCUUUUAUGUGUUAUAUUUACAGGAAAUCGUUUGAUCUUUUUGUGAUGAAUUUAGUCGAUUAUGCUGUAUUUGUUUAUAUUUCAAGACGCGUAUAUGUCGGUGAUGACAUGUGUGACAAUUUCUUCAUUGUUUACAGAUAGAUGACAUAAAAUUAUCUCUUAAACCUUAUGUAGCCUACUUUAUUUCAUUACGAUGCGACAGAGGGAGGUAUAUUGAAAAAUAGGUAAAUCGUAGCUUAAAUAUUUGAAAAUGAAGAUGUGUCAAUCUCAGUACAAUAAGCCCUUUGGGCAUUUUUCAAUAACGCAAAUAAAUGAAUUUUGUCACGU